AUGGCCGGUGAUUCCCGAGAUGAAUUCGAUGCGCGAAUGUGCAGAAAUUGUUUGCAGAAGGACGAAAAGAUCAGAAAGCUCGAGGCGGAACUCAGCAAAACGAGUAACGACUACAGGGAGGCUCUGGAGAAGAAGCUCCAAGGCACAGAGAACUUGGUCGCAGCGCUAGAGUCAAAAGAGCAGGAUUUAGGAAUAGAGAUCGGGCGCUAUCAAAAACAGACCAACGAAGCGAAAAAGGAAACCCAGCUCGAAGUGCAAAACUUAGAAGCUUGUAAUUUGGCGCUACACGAAAAAGAGGCUGCGUACGAGAAGCUUGAGAAAUCGCUCGAGGAGGCUAGAAGAAAGGCUGAAGAAGACAUCGACUUCCAUCGAAAAGAAUGUGAAGAC
Molecule: messenger RNA, 387 nt
Organism: Alternaria postmessia
Lineage: Eukaryota; Fungi; Ascomycota; Dothideomycetes; Pleosporales; Pleosporaceae
Exons: 3
Source: RefSeq, a predicted model, not a curated record